Fusarium fujikuroi IMI 58289 is the source of this 732-nucleotide messenger RNA. RefSeq names its product probable DDR48-heat shock protein. Lineage: Eukaryota; Fungi; Ascomycota; Sordariomycetes; Hypocreales; Nectriaceae. The coding region runs from base 1 to 732 and encodes 243 amino acids. The transcript has 4 exons. The record is from RefSeq and is a predicted model, not a curated record.
AUGUCUGACAGCUACGGUGACAACAGCUACGGCUCCAGCCGACGUGACAACGACAACGACAACAGCUACGGUUCGUCCAACCGUGACAAUGACAACGACAACUCUUAUGGCUCUGGCAACAACAACAACAGCAGCAGCUACGGCUCAUCUGGCCGCGACAACAACGAUUCGUAUGGCUCCAGCAACAACGAUUCGUACGGAUCCAGCAACAAUGACUCUUAUGGCUCAAGCCGUCGUGACAAUGAUAACGACAACUCUUAUGGCUCGUCCGGUAACUCUGGUCUGAGCGGCGGCAACGACAGCUACGGCUCCAGCCGUCGCGACAAUGAAAACGACAACUCUUAUGGAUCUAGCAACAAGGACAGCGAUUCUUAUGGAUCCAGCAACAAUGACUCUUACGGCUCCAGCCGUCGAGACAACGACAACAACAACUCUUAUGGAUCCAGCAACAACGACUCCUACGGUUCCGGUAACAAGAGCAGCGACUCUUACGGCACCAGUAACACAUACGGCUCCAGCAACAAUGACACCUAUGGCUCUAGCAACAACGACUCCUAUGGCUCCAGCAACAAGGACAACGAUUCUUAUGGUUCCAGCAACACAUACGGAUCUGGCCGUGACAAUGACAACGACAACGACAACAGCCGAUCAGGUGGUUUCCUCGACAAGGUCAAGGACAAGGUUGAGGACAAGCUCAGGGGAAACAAGAACAGUGGUGACAACGACUACUAA